GAAAGUGCACUAGGGGGCGCAACAAAUCCGGAAAAGGAAACAGCCAUUCAUUUUAGCAGCGGCUGUUUCCUCUCAUAUGUCUCGCUCUGUGCAUUAAUGGACAAUAAAAAGAAAUAAAAAUGGCAGCUGUUAACAAGUAUGCCACAGCCGAAAAUCAAGCUGGUGGUGACUGGAGAUGAUUUUGGAUACUGUCCCAGGCGGAACCGGGGGAUAGUGGACUGCUUCCUGGCUGGGGCUAUUUCCAACGUGUCGCUGUUGGUCAACUCCAGCUCAGCUAAAGAUGCGGCGGAGUUGGCGAUCAGACACUGCAUUCCCAUUGGCCUUCACGCCAACCUGUCCGAGGGCGUCCCCGUUUGCCAGAAGCUCAGGCGGGACUCCACACUUGUCAAUGAUGAUGGGUUGUUCCAUGGUAAGAUGGGUUUCCGGAAAGUUCUACAGAAUGGCCACCUAAGCAUGGCUGAGGUGGAGUUGGAACUCCAGGCUCAAGUGAAGUUGUUCUGUGAUUUGUUGGGGCAUCUGCCCUCCCACAUGGACGGCCACCAGCAUGUCCAUGUGCUGCCAGAGGUGAGGGAUGUGUUUGCCAGGGUGCUGUCGGAAUACGGCAUUCCCUUCACGCGUGUCCCGGUGGAGCCCGGCCUCCAGUCCUGCUCCUGGCUCCCGCUGCCCCUGCAUGAGUUCUACACGCAGGUGGAGAAGGACGCAUGGGACUCGUCCACAGUUUUCCGUGCACAUGGGAUCAGGUGGCCUGAUGUCUACUUGGGCUUGACCACAAUGGGGGAGAACAUGUCUGUCAGCAGCAUCAAGAGGGCCAUUGGAAAGGCGCUGGCAGCCUCGCAGCCCGAGAGCCCCCUUGCCGUACCCCAGUGUGACACAGUGCAAGGGCCACAGGGCCCUGUCACAGUGGAGCUGAUGGUGCAUCCCGGCUACCCCAGUGACCCCCAGCAAGGGGGUUGCGGCCAGGGCCCAGACAGCUUCUCACAGUCUGCAGAGAGGCAGCACGAGCUGGAGACCCUGAUGGACCCCCAGCUGUUUGCAUUCUACAAGCAGGAGCAAAUCCAGCUGUGUGCAUUUAAGGACCUCUAGACCAGUUCUCUUCCAGGGCCAACUGCAAAAUAAGCCUUAAAUGUUUCUUCUCAGAUGGGAUCUGUCUUUCUCUACCCAUAAGAAAGCAUUUGACACUAUGGUUAUGAAGAUGCUUUAAACUUUAAACCCCAGAUUUCUACAUUUAUAGGUUAUAUAAAAUUAAGUAGGGUUAAAAUGGAGAAAUACAGUUGUUAUGAAAUAUUUAUAAGAAUUAACUGUAUUUUUGAGUAUAUAGUGUAUAUAUAAUAACUUAGGAAAUGUAAAUGCUUCAGUUUUAAAGAGACUAUUUUUAAUGUAUUUAUGAAGUGCUGAAGUUUAAAUUCCACAAUCACAACUGGCAACUGAACUUUAUAAAAUAGAUUAAUUGAUGAGCAUGCUAUAUUUGCUAUCACUGCUAAUGCUCAAAUGGAGAAAGUGAACUUUAACUGAACUGAUAAAUGGAAGAGAUAAGAGAUUCUGAUAAUCAUCUGUUAAUGACUUGCAUUAAAAUACUGUCAGAUUGAACAUUUGCUCUCUGGCAGUCCUGUAGUCUGCCUCAUCUCAAAAAGGAAUAUGGUUAAGUUUGGGGUUCCUGUACUAGCCCAAGCAGUUUACUCAAGUUAUGUUAGUGGAUAGUGUAGUAAUAGUUUAGGUUAACACCAUUUACAUAUGGUGCAGACACCACCCUCAUUCUAUUUAUUUAAAAGCAUCAAUUUCCUGGAUUGACCAAGGGUCCAAAUGAGGAACUGUCAUCAUUAAACAUGGACAAUUAAAAUGUA
Messenger RNA from Brienomyrus brachyistius, 1841 nucleotides. RefSeq names its product YdjC chitooligosaccharide deacetylase homolog (gene ydjc). Gene Ontology annotation, molecular function: deacetylase activity. NCBI's taxonomy places the organism in Eukaryota, Metazoa, Chordata, Actinopteri, Osteoglossiformes, Mormyridae. The record is from RefSeq and is a predicted model, not a curated record. The coding region runs from base 139 to 1083 and encodes 314 amino acids. The transcript has 6 exons. Gene Ontology annotation, biological process: carbohydrate metabolic process.